Molecule: messenger RNA, 1308 nt
Organism: Penicillium olsonii
Lineage: Eukaryota; Fungi; Ascomycota; Eurotiomycetes; Eurotiales; Aspergillaceae
Source: the annotation of a GenBank genome assembly
AUGGUACGACCUCGGGGAAGCUCAGCCUUGGGCGUGGACAUCCGAGGUGAUACCAGUGCGCCGGCGAUGUCCACGAUGAACGAAGUCAGCCCGAUUGAGCCUCAGUUCAAUGGUAUACCGAAACCGAAAACCACCAAACGGCGCCGUGCUCGAUCACUCCUCCACCGCUUCGCCGACACCUGCCUGCGAUACACAUGGCUUCUGCCAUUACUGAUCACAUUGUUCCUGGUCGGGCUGUACCUUAUCAACCCCACGCCCUCGAAUCCCAUGCACAGCGCCAUCUUCCUGUCCUACCCGCAAGGUCCCAAGACCCCCGGCGGGCCAAUCAUGUACGGAAAAGGCAAAAAGGAUAUCGCGUUUGUGGCCUUCUACACGAUCGUACUUUCGUUCACGCGCGAGUUCAUCAUGCAGCAGAUGAUCCGCCCGUUCGCGGUCUGGUGCGGUAUCCGGGGCAAGGGCAAGACCGCGCGAUUCAUGGAGCAGAUGUACACUGCGGUGUACUUUGGAGUGUUUGGACCGCUUGGACUCUAUGUGAUGAAGCGCUCGACAAUCUGGUACUUCAACACGACGGCGAUGUUUGAGGGAUUCCCUCAUCGCGAGCACGAGGCCGUCUUCAAGGCCUACUAUCUGCUCGAAGCGAGUUACUGGGCGCAGCAGGCCAUUGUUCUCAUGCUGCAGCUGGAGAAACCCCGCAAGGACUUCAAGGAGCUGGUCGGGCACCACAUCAUCACAUUGGCGCUUAUCGGACUGAGCUAUCGCUUCCACUUCACGCACAUGGGUCUCGCGGUGUACAUUACUCACGAUAUCUCCGAUUUCUUCUUGGCGACGUCCAAGACCCUCAACUACCUGGAUGCGUAUAUCACUGCGCCGUACUUUGGUAUGUUCGUUGGGUGGUGGAUUUAUCUGCGCCAUUAUCUCAACUUGAAGAUCCUUUGGGCUGUCCUGACGGAAUUCCGCACCGUUGGGCCUUUCGAACUCAACUGGGAGACCCAGCAGUACAAGUGCUGGAUCAGUCAGUACAUCACAUUCUCCCUGCUUGCCAGUCUUCAGGCUGUCAACCUGUUUUGGCUCUUCCUGAUCCUGCGCAUCUUGACCAACUACAUCUUCACCAGCGUGGCGAAGGAUGAGCGCAGCGAUGACGAAGAAGAAGAAGAAGAGAAAGAGGAAACCGUCGAAACCAACGUUGAGACUAAGGCCAUUGCCACUGGCGCUGACCAGGGCAAGGAGAACCACGCUCCCCAGGUGUUGGUCAACGGAGAACCCAUCCCCGAGCAACGUGGGCCUCGCACGCGCAGCCGAAAGGCUUAA